UCCAAAUACAAGAACCAAUGGAACUACAAAGCGAAGGGUCGGAACACCCAAGGGGUCUCAUACAACCAAGCCCGGCAGAAAAAGAAAAGGACCCAAUAUUAAUGGAAACCUCACCCCUUAUGGCGGACAAUUACCCUGGCUGCCGGCCAUUUAUCAGGGAAGCCUUUGUAAAGAAAGGGUUUCCCGAAGAGGCCAUUGCAUCCAUAGUAGCAUCAGUAGCUGACAGUACACUAAAACAAUAUGACACCUGGUUUAAAAAAUGGUGGGGUUUCUGUUGUGACAUAAAUCACGAUAAAUGGUCCUACGACCUUACUACCUUUAUUAAAUUUCUAAGUAUACAAGUAGAUAACUCUAACUCUUAUUCGUCCAUUAACGCGUGCAAGUCAGCAUUAUCCUUUGUACUCCCCAUCGACACUCGAGAUGAGGGAAUAAUUAAAAGAUACUUAAAAGGCAUUUAUAACCAAAGGCCACCAAGGCCAAAAUACAAUACAACCUGGGAUCCUCACCCAGUACUGAGUCUGUUAGAAAAUAUGUUUCCUUUAAGUACUUUAUCCUUAGAAAAGUUAUCACAUAAGUUAGUUACUUUGUUAGCAAUUAUUACGGCGCAUAGAGUACAAACAUUCUCAAAAAUUAGAUUAAGUUAUAUAAAUCAGUUUGAUGAUAGGAUCGAAAUACUGAUCCCAGAUACCGUCAAAACUAGCGGGAAAAAUAAAUUUCAACCUGUGCUAAAGUUACCAUUCUUUAGAGACAAACCAGGGUUGUGUUUAGCAUCUACGGUUUUAUUUUAUCUAAACACAACUAAAAGCCUCCGCGCCGAUAAUAAUGAUUAUUUAAUACUGACACACAGGAAACCUUAUCAUACGGCCACAAGCCAAACGAUAAGUAGAUGGAUCCGCUCGACUCUAAAAUCCGCGGGUGUUGAUACAAGCAAAUUUUCAGGCCACAGCACUCGGCAUGCCUCAACUUCGGCCGCAUACCGAGGCGGAGUUAACAUUGAGGAAAUAAGAAAAUAUGCAGGAUGGACUGAAAAAUCAAACGUUUUUAAUAAAUUUUAUAAUAAACCAAUAUCAACACCGGCGGAUCUCUUUGCAAAAGGGGUCCUCCAAGGAUCCAGUAUUACCUGUUAAAAUAAGAGUUCCUUACUUUAAGAUUUAGUGCGUUCUGUUCCUUGUAAUUACGUUAUAUACCUAUAUGUUUGUUACAAUGUAAACAUACAGUUUAAUGGUUAUAUUAUUAUAUUUCGUUACACACCUUUAAAAGGUGCCUUUCCUAUAAAUAUAUACAAAUUACUUAAGUAUAUAUUAUACAAAGCUUAUAGGGAAUAAAGCUAUUUUCUAGA
Messenger RNA from Sitophilus oryzae (rice weevil), 1339 nucleotides. RefSeq lists its product as uncharacterized. Bases 18 to 1127 code for a protein of 369 amino acids. The transcript is spliced from 2 exons. Gene Ontology annotation, biological process: DNA recombination; DNA integration. The record is from RefSeq and is a predicted model, not a curated record. Gene Ontology annotation, molecular function: DNA binding. Lineage: Eukaryota; Metazoa; Arthropoda; Insecta; Coleoptera; Curculionidae.